AUGGAAACCUCAAAGGAUCAUCGCAUUCGAGAUUUCUUUCCUCACUUAAGGCCUUCGUAUUUGUCCAUCUUCUUACUGUUCAUUUCUGGAAUUCUAUUCCUUCGGAAUGACGCAACAAAUGAUCGUCUGUUCGCGCUGGAACAAAAGAUCAUCAGUCUCACAAAGGAAUGCAUCGCUCCCGAGAUGAAAGCUGCACGAAGCGGACAGAUGGUCGUAACACUCGGCGUUAAGAAGAACAAACGACGUGGAAUGACGCCACCGCAGUCUCGACUUUCUUCAUCAGGUUAGUUUAAAGAUUAAUUGCUGAAGGUGUUAUGUGUUGCUCUGAAGGCACCACACUGAAUCGAGGAAUAAUCUAGCGAUAAUGGAUACAAAACUGCACUUGAAAAAAAAAUGUUACCUACGAUAUUUUUGGCCUCUAUCUAUUUCUUGUGAGCAGAAAUACUAGUCCAACUCGAACUAAAAACUAGUUAAUUAGGAUUUAGGACCUUCGAUAUUUUAAGGGACAUGAUCGUGUCAAAUAUUUUAGUGCGAAUUUUGGGAUUCAAAUUCAAAUAAUCUGUUUUUGCGGGAAAUUUAUGAUAUUUUAAAUGAAACUGCAUUUUCUGACUCCAGACUCAAAGAAAGGAAAUAUCUUGUUUAGAUAUUCACAAUGUCGGAGAAGUCAGUUAUACCGGAUAUCUACGCAUUUUACAUUACCUAGUUUCCUAAUAUUUCUGACCUAUUGUUAAUUUCACUGACCCAUAACCGGAUCAUCUCAAACAGCGAAAUGACAUCUGCCAAAAGCGUCUGGCAGAGAAGAAGGGGUUUUGUACUCACAAACUCCCGAAAGGCUUUCCGAGCUUUGUUUGAUGGUGGAGUUAAAAAGCAAUCGGCGAUGCUACAUCAGAAAAACUCCCCAUCAUCUUAAAUUGACUUUUGAACAAAGAAAUGGAAAUGAUUUUUUGAAAAUCGUGGAACGUCACUUGGGUAAUAUCACCAAAAAGUUCCUAGUUUAAGUUUUUGAGUAUUCACUAGUCUGUAAUCUGUAGUCUUGCCAGACCCCCCUUCAAAGUGUUGUAAAGCGUUUUAAGGCAUUGGUAUGCAUAAUACACUAUAUAUUGAUGCAACAUCAUUACAUCGUAGUUGACCUAAUGCGUUUAGAGCGAUUGCACGCAAACAAGAUAGUUGAUGGAUCAUAAAAAAUUAUUCUGAAAGUUACGUCAUAGGCGGCUCAUGAAGCGUACUGUGUGAUUUGAGGUUUAAAAGUAAGUCAUUAACGGGAAUACUAAGUAAAUACAAUCGACUUUGGCCCUGCGCACACCUCGCUAUUACGGACACCCGCCAUUGCGGACAGGAGCCAGCCCCCCGACGAAACGCAUAAAGAAAUGACUGAUACAAACUCACAUUAUUACGGACUCUCGCUACUAUGAAAAUAUGGACACUUUUAUGCCCCUCACCCCUCCCCAGCGCAACAGUUCAAUUUGUUUUUCUCUCACCUUAGCGGAUUUUUAAGUACUUCGUCUAAAGGAGUACUUCGAGAAAGGAAAAUAAAGAAACUAUUCUUCAAUUGGGUGCGAACAUGACGAUUUCCGUCUUGCGGCCGGAUCUUUUUUCGGUUCAUGAGGCCACGUUAGAAACUUUAUGUUUACGUAGAUACAUAUGAUUUCAGAUGUUUAAAGACAAACAAUUUUUUUCCUCUCGAACCCGCUAUUACGGACUCUCACUAUUACGGACACUAAAUUUGCCCCUAGAGGGUGCCCACAAUAACGGGAGUCACUUGUAGCAGCACAUCACGCGGCACAAAGUAAGUCGACAAAAUAGCGUUAAAACGGCCAGAAGUGACGAGGCAGCUAGGGAAGAAAGGUUGGGAGACUUAAAACGUUAUAAUUCUCGCUUUUAUUAUCCUUUUUAUUUUUUCGAUUUUGUUAUUAUUUCCCUCUUUUCUUUACGCCACACACCUACGCUUAAAAUUCAAUCUUAAUUUAUAAGUUAUAUUCAUGUAAAUGGUACGCUUAGGCCGCCUGUGGUUACAUAUGACUUAUCGCGGAUAUUAAGUUCAGGAUACCUAGGUUCUCGCAUAGAAAUAUUUGCUAGCCACCAAUUUUUUCUUAAUUGAGUUUAGAGUCCUAUGGGGAGUCUUCCAAAGGUUCUGCUCAAAGAUUUCGUAGAAGUGCCACAGGCAAUAAUACCGCUAGCUUAGCUAUUGAAGAUUUACGUCGCGAGAUCGCCUUCCAAUUGGGAAUAUUCCUUCCAAGUCAAUACUGCCGAUCAAAUGAGAGGGUAUGUCCCGCUGGUCCCCCCGGAAGUCCUGGUCGAAAAGGUCCGAAGGGACCUCGUGGAAGGAGGGGGCCGAAGGGGACAAAAGGAAAAAAAGGAAUUCAAGGUAAUAUUGGCUUACCUGGAAUUCACGGUAAGCGAGGAAUGAUGGGUCCCCUUGGACCAAGGGGAAUAAAAGGCGACCGAGGGGAGCCAGGCCCGAAAGGUGAUGUUGGGAUUCCCGGGAAUCGAGGAAUACGGGGAACAAUGGGAGGUCCAGGACCUAGAGGAGAAAAGGGAGAAAAAGGGGGUUCUGGUGAGAUGGGAAUUCCUGGUCCUCCCGGUAUUCCCGGUCGAACGGUUUCUGCGCCGGUAGCUAUUCUAUUGCCAGUCACAGCUAUAAUCGACGAAGGAGGAAGCAUGACUUUUAAUUGCACAGUUGGUGGAAAUCCAGCACCAAAGGUCACAUGGAAAUUUGAGGGGAACAUACUAUGUACAGGAUCAAAGUAUGCCAUAGACAAAGGAUUACUGAUCAUCAACGAGCUGAAGUUCAAUGAUACUGGUUUUUACUCUUGCGUUGCGGCGAGUGCUUUGGGGUCUGAUGAGGCAUUUGCAAACCUUACGGUGAGAGGUAAGGUGACUUUCAUCAACUAUUCUUUCUAACUUUUUUUAUUAAAAAAAUUGAGAAGUUACAAAUCUUUUGAAUUCUAACGACGAUAAGAACUAGUAGCUAACUAAGAAGAAAAACUCCGCAUUGGUAAACAAUUUAAAAAACAAACUAUUUUAGCACUGAGCCGCUUUCUCAGUCACAAUUUCUGAUUUUUUAUUGCGACUCUUUUCUUGUAGCGGCGCCAAUCUUUACUAAGAAACCUCCAGCAGUUUCUAUGCCACUUGAAAGCACAGAUUUUUUUGAAACGUGCCAAGCUGAAGGAUUUCCUCCUCCAGUUUCAAACUGGACACGACUUCUUCAGCCAUUACCUCCAGCAAGGACCGAAGCAUGGGAAGGAAAUCUCACUAUAAAAAAUCUGAGUACCACUGACAGUGGACUGUAUGAGUGUACCGUGACGAACGCCAUGGGCGUGAAGAGGACUAGGAUGAAUCUUGUAGUACAAAAAGGAGGUUAGUCAUGUUCAUCUAAAAUAGACUCAUUUUCUUAAUACUGUUUCUGUUGGCUCCAAUAUCGUCUGGGAAGGGUUAGGUGUCUAAAGAAACUGUCGUGUUGCGUCAGUGAGAGGUUUUACAUGAUAAUUAGAUCUUACCAUUUGAGUUGAUAACGUGUAUUGGCCAUCGUAUAGAGAUUCUACAGAUGGUGUUCUUCUGGAAAGCCUCGACACCUUUAUCCCUCCAGGUAGAGAAUUUUUAAAACUUUUUGGUGCUUUAAUUCAAGUCUGAACUCGUCUUUUGGAAUUCUAAUUAACUGCUAACCAAAAAUGUUGCAAUAUGCCCAUCUUAAAAAAACAACGAAAAGGACUAUUGUGAUCCGCUUUUAACCUGAAUUAGCCAUCAUCUCGAUCUCUCCCAUUAAUUAAAUCAAGAUAUUAUAACAAAAAGACAGUGAUUAUUAUUCAAACCCCCGUCAUCGAAAUAAUUUCUUACCCCAAUGACAGUGAAGUUGAUUACCCCUAUUGGCAUGACAUGCUUAACUCAGAAAAUAGAAGGAAACCUUAAUUUUUUUUCACAGUGGAUUGUAGCUGCUGGCGUUCAAGAGAGAAUUAUCCAAUAGUUCGAAGGUCCUACAGAAGACAUUAUUCUCACGUGGUUUCUUUACAUUCUGUGGAGGAUUCUUCUGUAGAUGCCUUUGAUUUCCAGACAAGUGGUAAUACUAUUUUACGCGGUUUUCAUAUGUGGAAAGAUAACAGGUUGUUUCCUAGUAGCACUUUCACCAUCGAGCUCUAUCAAGGAAAUACAACUGUAGCCAAGAGGUCUCACACUUAUGAUGCAAGCUUUUCGACUAAGAAAACAUUUGAGGUGUAUUUUCCUAAAGGAAUAUUUUUGCAAGAAGGUUUAAACUACACUGCUGCAGUAAGAAUGAAAGGAAGAAAAUAUAACACUGCAGUUAAUAACGCAUUGAAAUAUAAUUUUUGUUCUGGGGCUAAUGUCACUUUUUGGAAGUCCUCUUUUGGUAGAUCAGUUUCAAGUUCUUAUGUGCGUCAAAUAUCAGCUCUUCUCUUCCUCAGUUUAAAAUGCUGAACGAAACAUUUCUGUUUUGGGAUUUUUCAAAGUGAAACAUUGAGAGCUUCUAUAAUACCAUUUGUACUUAGUUCUCAUGGUCUAAAUGUGGUAAAGAUACGUUUCUUCUCCACAACUAGGAUGAAUAAUUUUGAGAAUGGUGUGCUAGGAAAAACUGAAGGAAUUUAUUUCAUGAGGCUUUUUAGUCCGUGGGCUUUAAGGAUCAAAUCGUGGUCACUUGAAUGAAGCCCACGAACUGCCCAUAUCCAGACUUCACUACAAAGUAAUGAGUUCUUUAAUAGAUGUGGCACGAUGGCUUUAAAAUAGCUAGCGCAGUAGAUCGGACGGUGGAUCGAGGGGUCCUACCCUUGGGUAAGACGCUUAUGUCUUAUGAUGUUUACCACCAAUCUAAGGGUUUUAACCGAGGUUUAAUUGUCAACAGAAGUUUCAUUUUAAACUACGCAGGUAACAGUGAAAGUAACACAGAUUACUACUAAGCCCUAAUAACCCUUGGUGAAGGUAGCCAUAGAGGUUUGGAACUUGAAAAAACAAUAUAAAUCAGCUGGCCAAUUAAAUAACCUUUAGUCUUCAGUAAAACCGCCAAGGUAGAAAUCAGGUGAAUAGAUGAGUAGGAUCGGUGCUUUAACAAUUUAGAUUUUGGGGGAAACAGGUAGAGAAAGAAAGAACGACUGUCCUUGUAAAGAGGAUUUCCUCGCUUCCCGUUGUAGGGGUGUCUGGUUUGUAGGUCCUGUAAAGAAAAAUAAACAUUAUAUUUUUGCUGCCCGGGG
Pocillopora meandrina is the source of this 5195-nucleotide messenger RNA. The record is from the annotation of a GenBank genome assembly. Lineage: Eukaryota; Metazoa; Cnidaria; Anthozoa; Scleractinia; Pocilloporidae.